Messenger RNA from Verticillium nonalfalfae, 6600 nucleotides. RefSeq lists its product as uncharacterized. Gene Ontology annotation, biological process: regulation of transcription by RNA polymerase II. The record is from RefSeq and is a predicted model, not a curated record. Lineage: Eukaryota; Fungi; Ascomycota; Sordariomycetes; Glomerellales; Plectosphaerellaceae. The coding region runs from base 1 to 6600 and encodes 2199 amino acids. Gene Ontology annotation, cellular component: Set3 complex. The transcript has a single exon.
AUGUUUUCCCCCAAUACUUACACGUCUUCUAGGAAUCCAACAAGAUACAAUUCACGAUACGACGGCGAUCGCCGGUCUCGAUCACCUGGCGAGCGUUCGGAGCGCUACGAGCGAGGUUCCCAGUACAGCGACGGUGAUAGGAGGCGAUCAUCAGCCGAGACGCGCUCUGCUUCAGCUUUCCAGAACAACCGCGAGCCGUUCCGGGAUAACAUAGCCCGCGAGCCACCUCGCGGCCCGAAAGCCCUGCUUGACCCACCAGCUGGUCCUCGGGGUGGUGGACACGCUGGCGACUUCGUCGGUAGAGGACGAGGUCGAGGGCGCGGCCGAGGAUGGGGCCGUGACGGCAGCAGAGACCGAGGUCGUGACCGCGACGGAGACUUCAGAGACCGCGGAUGGGAUCGCGACGAGUUCCGUGACCGCAGAGACAACAACUACCGAGACGACCGGAGCCGAGAGAGAGAGCGAGAUCGCGAUUGGCGCGAUGGCCGAGAAAACUUCCGCACAAGGAGACCCUCGCCAGGCAGAGGCCGAUCGCCGCCCCCACCACUGCGCGAGUUCCGAGACCGCGAGCCUGGUCUUGUGGUAGAACCAGAACGCUCCAGACGUGGAUCAAGGGAUGGAGGACCUCCUUCGGCUGGCUCCUCCAAUUCCGAUCAAGCCUUCGGCUUUGGAGGGCCUUUCCCCCGUGGUGGAGGCUUCCGAGGGCGCGAUCGCGGACGCGGCUGGGACCGCGGAAGAGGUGGCAGAGGAGGAGGAGGCGGCGGCUAUUACGAUGAGCGCGAUCGGUUUGGGCCUCGCAGUCGCUCUCAGGAAGGGCGCUGGGGUCGCGAACGAGACGAACGCGACCGCGUCGAACGCAACGACCGAUGGGCGGAUCCUGAUGCCCGCCGAGACCCCCGAGACGAGCGAGAGCCUCCCCGAGAGCUCUUCCGAGCGAAGCUCGAGCGGGGCCAAUCAUCGCAGGCGCCAUCUCCCAUCAACAACAAGGAUGUCUCUCCGCCUCCUGUCGCUCCUUCGGCACCAGCGUUCGGCUCUGUUCCAAGCCGCAUCACAGGCGUGAGCGAUGCGCCCGCAGCUGGAGGUACCGGAAAGGUCCCACCCACUGGGCCACGAGGCUUCAAUGCCGAACGCCCCGUGUCUGCGGGACACCCGGGCGGCAAUGACAUCCAGGCUCCCCCAAGUGGCCCAUCAAAGCCGCAGCUCCCAGAUGGAAGCCCACCGAUCCCACUUGGACCACGUUCUCAGCAACAGAAGCAGCAGCGUCCUUCAAGCAAGCAAUGGAUUAACCCGGCACUCGCAGGGAAAAAGAUUCCGGAGUCCCCAAAGAUCAUGCGGUCCCAAAGUUUUGCUCAGCAACAACGACCUUUCCCCUUCCGCCCAGACAACGGCAAUGCAGAGCAGAGCGACUAUGAACGACGUCCUCGAAGCAGUGACGCGAAGGCAGACCAGGUGCCAAACUCGCCCGACUCCCAAGCACGUUCCUAUCAAGGUCCCGAACCAGGCGAAAUUGUGACGACCAAAUCGGAACGCGAUCACAGAUCCCCCAGAGCCUCCAUGGAAAGGAACAUGAGAUACGGAGAUGACUAUAGAGAUGCUGCUCCGUUUGUGUCAAACGUUCAGAGGCUAGGCGAUGCGAAGCCGGCAACGAAGCCCCGUGAGCCAGCGGUACCCUCUCACGCCCCGGAUGUUGGGCCAGCGUCGGCAAAGGGACCAACGCCACCUCCGCCCACGCCCCCCCGCAAGCAAACUAAGCUCCGCAUCCCAGUUGUGCACUUUGCAUUGCCGCCACGGGAGGCGCAGGCAACAUCAUCAGACGAACCGUCAGAGUCGGAUGACGAUGAAGACUUUGGAGAGUACUUUGCGACGGAAAUUGCCAAAGAAGAAGCUGAAUUACGACGCCUAGAAGGACUUGCAGACGACGUACCAGACCAUGUUGUUGCUCGCUUUGCCAAAGUCUCCCACGAAGCGAUGAUGAAGCUUGUCGCUGAGCCAGAAGGUCUCGUUGAGAUGCUAGGUCAGCCUCCACAAGAGGCUUUGACUCCGCCCAAAGAGGAGAAAGCCCAGGCCGCUGCCACGACCGAAGAGACGGACCCACGACCGGUCCUUCACAGCGUCUUGCCUCGCAGAGCAUCACUUGUCGAUGAUGCCGUGCCGGGAAAACGCGUCGAGACAGCAGCAUCGUCCGAGACUGCAGUGGAGCCACAGGCCAAGACGGAGGACAUGGACAUCGAUGAAGCCCGGCCUACCGUCUUGGCGCCACCAAAAGAAGCAUUGGAAGCGUCUUUAGAACCAGAUGCUCCAGUGAAGGAUGCUGUUCAAGAAACCGUAGAAACGAUGGAAGUCAGCUCCGCACCACCCCAGAAGCAGCCCGGGCAGCCCAAGGCGGUUCCUCUUCCCAAUGCGCCCAUCGAAACGAUCGAACGAGAGAAGGGCGCGCCAAGCACGCCUUCUCAAGUAGACGACGAGGACGAUGACAAUUCCACCGAGUCGGACGAGCUGGAUCCGAUGGAUCUCGACGCUCAACGUCGCCUCGAGACCCCGCCCAUUGAAAGUCUUCCCAACUUCGAAUGUCUGGCUUGGAACCGAGACAAAGACUUCCUCCAGUCUUUGCAGUCUGAUUCAACAGUCGACGCCUUCAUUGCCGAGGAGCUUGACAAAGUAUCGCUACUGAAGCUAUCAGAACAAGACGCUGCACGGAAAGCGUAUGGUGAAAGGUACAUGGACUACCUCAACUACACGUUAUCUGACGACCUGGUUGCCACGAAGAGCAGAGAAAAAUUCGUCAGCAAUAUCCCGCCGCCGGAAACGACCAGCAACAUCCCUAUCGUGCCAGAACCAACGAAGCCUGAAGGUCGGGCAUCCGGAAGGCGUUUCGCUACGGAGCUCGACGUUGAAAGGGCAAUUCAGGAAUCAGUCAAGGCAGAGGAAGAGCGCAAGGAACGCGAGGCCAUUGCCCAAAAACAACGUUUUCGUAACGAGAAGGAGGCGAUACCUCCUGAUAUGUACUGGACGGACGAGGACCGGAACAAUGAGGACUUUGUGGACAGCUCUGGCCUCAUGACGAUUGACCAGCUCGUGCCGACCUGGAACAUUCUUCCCCCCAUCAACAACUUCACCGCAGAAGAGAACGAGCAAUUCGAACGAGGCUAUCUCGAUAAGCCGAAACAGUGGGGCGUUAUUGCGGAUGGCGUCGAGGGGCGUGACUUCAAGACCUGCAUCCUGUACUACUACUUGAUGAAGAAGCACCUGAACCUGAAGGAGAGAUACAAGAAGCAACCGAAGAAGAGGAAGAAGGCUGGAGGCAGAGCCAAGACUCGUUCGAGCGCCCUUGUCUCAGAACUCGGCAACAAAGAUGCUGAGACCGAAGACAAUCAAGAAGGCGGCGAGAACGGUGAGCGUGCAAGACGACCCAGGCGUGCAGCGGCCCCGACCUUCGACUUUGAGCGACCGCCGACCGACUCUGAUAACGCAACACCUGCCGGGACCCCCGGGCGUCGGUCAGGGAAGAAUAGUGAUGGGACAGAGAAGGUCGAUGGCAGGAAAAAUAGGCGUCGUGCCAAAGACAAGGAGCCCAAGGCACCCAAGGCGGCCCAGGCCCUCGCCGCAGCUCCUGCUGCUGCUGGUCCAAACCGAGGAAGAUCGCGAUCGGACUCGCGCGUACAGAACCCCGAGAUCCAGCAACCUGUCACGAACCCUCCGGAGUCCCGACUGCCCGCUCAGCUCGAAGCCCCAUCAACCGGGAUGCAGGCACCGUUCAUGCCCGUACCUUUGCAACCGCAGCAGCCACCCGUUCCCCACGAAAGGCCUGCCCCGACUGUUCCAUCUACUAUAUCCGAGGUCAUGGCACCGCCAUCCCUUCGACCUGAGCCUCCCCCACCCCCUCAGCCAACAAUGCCGACUUUUGAUCUUGGGCAACCCCAGCCUCAGCAGCCACCCCAGCCCCAAUCCCUCCCAACGUCCCAGCCACAGCCAGCAACCGAGCGUCGUACCCACGUGCAACCUUCGAGCUACUGGAGUGUUUCCGAGGGAGAGGUGUUCCCUGGCUUAUUGAAAGCCUUUGGCUCAGACUGGCACGCCAUGGCGGCACACAUGGGUUCGAAAACGGCCGUCAUGGUCAAGAACUAUUACGUCCGGCAGCGAGACUCUGGUAAAGUGGAAUGGGAGCGAUUUCUCCAGGAGGCCGACAAGAAGAAGAAUCGAGGCGAAAAGCGGCCCGAGCCUCCCCCACCUCCAACACAGACGGGGCGAAAGAAGUACGAUCCGGCAUCAGCCACCCAAAACAGGCCCCUCGCAUCAUCGGCAACCCGAGAACAGGGUCUAGAGAUUGCCCAAGGAAAGCCUGUCGAGAACCCACCUGUUCAGCCGUCUCAGUCACAGCCGUACGGCCGGUUUGCCGUGCCCAUCGCGCAGGCGCCACCUGCAGCAACGCAGCCUUUUGCACAGAGUGUCCAGCAGCCUCCGCUGCAGAUCCAGCAGCACAAUGUGGCCCCACCAGGCGUCAGCCAGUCCAUGUCGCCCAACAACCGACCGCUGAGAGCACCAAUGCAACAAGUCUUUGGAUACCCAGACCGAGAGCACGAGCUUUUGCAAGCCCAGGGCCCAAGUCAGCUACAGCAACCGCUUCGUGGCCCACAGAAGCCCACAACUGGGCCACCUGCACCUGAACACGUGCAGCCUCGGCCUCUUGCGGCAGCGCAGCCCAUCCAGCCAACACCGCCUGCUCAAGCCGAGCCUCCACUGGACAGACAAAAGACAGAGAUUCAGCAGCCGAAGAAGCCCCCUCGCGGCCCAGAGCGUGGCCGCUUCCAGACUGGGCCUCCGGAACUUGUGGAGAGACCGGUGGAGAGACAGAAGCCAGACAUGCAGCAGCCGAAGCCGAAAGCUAGGAGGCCGGAACAGGGUCGUUUCGACACCGGACCCCGGUACCCAACCGAGGCCGAGCCUCCUUCUUACUACGACUCAUUCCCGCUCCAUCAAUCCGGCCCUCGAGGUGCACCACCACGAUCCGAGCCCCCCCCGUCAGCUCGGCAAGCUCACGAUUCGCCCGCAGCCGCCCCGCAGCCCGGCCCUGUACCCCAGCCUUUCGGACAGCCGAUGCCGCCACAGCACGGACCCCGCGGUCUGCUCGGUGACCCUUCUCAGCCGCCAGUCUCGACACCUCCAGCUCAAAGGCCGAUCAGCACGGCACAGCGACAAAUGUCAGGACGCAUGUCUGACCCGUACCCUCCACAGCCGAAGCACCAGUCCCAGCCCACCACGCCUGUUGCGGCUGCCACGCCUCCGCCGCGUCCGGCGCAAGAACGAAAGACGUCAAGCCUCAUGCAGCUUUUGAAUGAUGAUCCGCCUGCGCAACCUAAACGUGCCAGCACGCCGGUCAAGACCCCGGCGCAACCGUCCCCUUCGCCGCACCCCGGAUCCAUGCUUAGAAAUUCAUCUGGACCGCCACCGCCGACGGGUAUGGAGCUGCGUCCCGACCCAAGCCCACGAAACUACCACUAUGGAGAGUCUGCACCACCUGCCACCUCCGGCAUGCCACAGCUGAAGCCGAGCUAUACAGCUUCGCCGCAGGCUCAGCACCUCAACCCUCCAAGGUCCGCCAUUGUCUCACCACACGAGGCAGCUGUGGCAUCCGAGCGUGAGUCCUACUAUCGGCACCCGUAUCAACAGCACGCCCAGGCCUCAGUUGCGAGCCCACCUGCAGGAUCUCUUCACUACGCCAACCCACCUCAGGCGCCACGGGACUCCUACACAAGCCAGGCUGCCUAUCCUCCAUAUGGUGGGGGCCCGACAUCACACGCUGGCUCUCCCCCUCCUUCGUACGCAUCCCAGCACCCGGGAUCGAGACCAAGGGACCCGGCACCGCCCAGUCGGGAGACGGCUUGGCCAUCGGGGCCACAAGGCCAUAGCAUGAACCAAGGGCCGCCCGCACCGCAACAACAAGCGGGAUGGCCAACGUCACAUGGCGCGGUUGCGAAGCAGGGACAGCAGGCACCGCCCCAGCAGCCAUCGUGGGCAUCACCUCACGGCGGAAUACAGAAGCCACCGACGCCGUCAUCCAUGUCGCAGCAGCCGUCAUGGGCAGCACCGCCCCCCCCUCAACAGCAGCAGCAACAGCAGCAGCAACAGCAGCAAGCACCGCCGCAGCAAGCGCAACAUCACCUGUCACUGCGAGACGACCGGGGGCCGUCGUCGAUGUACGGAGGACCAAGCGGGCACCAACACUCACACUCGAUGUCCGGCAGGUUCCCACCAACGUCUCGAGCACCAGAGACGAUGGCUCCGCAGGCUCCGCAGGCGUAUCCGCCGCGCUACGCCACGCCAGGACCGCGCGACCAGGCGCCGCCCCGAAGCUACACACCCGUCUCGGCUUACGAUGGCCGGGGUCCGCCUCAAUCUCAAUAUGCGCCUGACCCGCGUGACCUGCAGAUGCGACCAAACGACAUGGUGCGGGAUCACAGGGACCUUAGGGGUGAUCCCAGGGAUCCCCGCGAGGCGCAGCAGCAGCAGCAGCAGCAGCAACAACAGCAGCAGCAGAUGAUGGGUCGUCAGCUGCGGCCCCAUGAUGGCUACGAGAGGCAGCCGGACCGUUUUGGCCGGUAA